AGAGGACGAGGAAAAACCUAUAAUAAAUCGUAGAAAUACAGCAGCGGUUUUCCCAUCGAAAAAGAUCGAGUUGGACGAGGCCCUAAAAAAGGACGAGGAAAUCGAAAAUAAACGUGACAGAAAAAACAAGAAGAUGGAAGUUAAAAAUACUGUCGUGAGUGUUAGUGCAAAUGAAGAAGAGGCAAAGGACUUAGAAGAUACUACAUCAAGAAAGGUCAGGGUUGAGAAAAAGACUAGAAAGAUGCGAAAAGUGGAAUCAAUGUUGGAAAAAGGAUACGCUGGGAAACCUCAAAGUAAGAGGGAAAUCCUCAGGCAGAGGAGAAAGAAAGAAAAGGCACUUCAAACCUUUAAAGAGAAUAUAAAAUAUUGGCAGAAACCUAGCAUUACGUACGCGAUGAGUAUGUGCAAGGAAAUUCUGGAAAUUCUAAUGGGGACAACAAUAACCAGUGCGAUGUCCAGAACCUACAUGGAGAGACUGAAAGUGCGUAUCCUUGAACACUACUUGGAAAUGAUGACCAGAAGAGUGAAAAUGCGGGAGGAAAAGGAGUACAAAAGAGCAAAACAUUUAAUACUAACCGGGCAAUUGCCGUUUUCCCAAGCUCCAGAAGAGAUGAACGAUCACAUAGUGAUUAUCCUGGAGAAUUAUUGCAACGAGUUGAUAGAGAAAAGACGCGCCCAUUACAACUUGAUAAAACCGAAAAUUCCCACCUACUUAUAUUGGGACGAUACGCCUGAUCCGCCGUUCAGGUUGUCAAUUGAGGUGGGACACAAAUUUAGGUCCAAGGAGGAGUGUCUUUGCAAGGAUAUCGAUCACUUCUUGUAUGAAGAUUUGACGGACUACAUGUUUGACGAACAGGAGCUCAAACGAUUGAAAUACGCCGACAUAAACAUUAGAAAAUUGGCCCAUUUAACUAUUGUGUCCCAGAUAUACGAUUUUGCGGACAUUAUUAUGCAAAAAGACCUGCCGGAAAUGGGCUACAAGCCCAAAUCCCAGAUGGUGGUUAUUGAGGACACCGAUUCGAUCUUCACCGUGGUUUAUGAAGAUGAUGAAGAAGACGAUGAAGAGGAAGAACACGAAGAAGCGUAA
Molecule: messenger RNA, 1087 nt
Organism: Brassicogethes aeneus
Lineage: Eukaryota; Metazoa; Arthropoda; Insecta; Coleoptera; Nitidulidae
Source: the annotation of a GenBank genome assembly